UGUUUACAAUACAAUUCUUAAUGGUUUGUGUAAGAUGGGCAGUACAGAUAAAGCUGUUAGGUUUCUAAGGCUGAUGGAAGGAAGAGGUUUCGAACCCAAUAUUGUAGCAUACAACACUGUCAUCGACUGUCUUUGUAAGCACGGGCUGCUAAAGGAGGCUCUCGAUCUCUUCUCUGAAUUGAAGGUUAAGGGCAUUAGACCAAACACCGUUACUUACACUAGCUUAAUUCAUGGUAUGUGUAAUUCGGGUCAGAAGAUGGAGGUAACAAGACUGUUGAAUGAAAUGGUGGAUAAUAAUAUUAACCUCGAUAUUGUAACAUAUAAUAUAUUGAUCGAUGCAUAUUGCAAGGAAGGGAUGAUCUCUGAAGCUGAAGAUAUUGUUGACACAAUGAUAAAACAAGGCAUUGAGGCUGAUGUUGUUACCUAUAAUGCAUUAAUAAAUGGUAAUUGCUUGCAAAACAAAUGGAUAAAGCCAGAGGAGUUUUGCGGUUGAUGAUUGAGAAGGGUUGUGCACCUAAUCUAGUUAGUUACAACGCAAUAAUCAAUGGAUAUUGCAAAGCUAAAAGAUUAGACGAGGCAAUGGAACUCUUUCAUGAAAUAUAUCGGAAAGGACCAAUACCGGAUAUUGUCACAUG
Molecule: messenger RNA, 635 nt
Organism: Hibiscus syriacus
Lineage: Eukaryota; Viridiplantae; Streptophyta; Magnoliopsida; Malvales; Malvaceae
Product: pentatricopeptide repeat-containing protein At1g62670, mitochondrial-like
Exons: 3
Coding region: 35-493 (152 amino acids)
Molecular function (GO): protein binding
Source: RefSeq, a predicted model, not a curated record